Molecule: messenger RNA, 5296 nt
Organism: Oreochromis aureus
Lineage: Eukaryota; Metazoa; Chordata; Actinopteri; Cichliformes; Cichlidae
Gene: ube2z
Product: ubiquitin-conjugating enzyme E2Z
Exons: 7
Coding region: 435-1646 (403 amino acids)
Biological process (GO): negative regulation of apoptotic process
Cellular component (GO): nucleus
Molecular function (GO): ubiquitin conjugating enzyme activity; cysteine-type endopeptidase inhibitor activity
Source: RefSeq, a predicted model, not a curated record
UGUGCCGUGGCUUUAUUAUUUCCGUGUUCUUAACUGGUGACAAAUACAAGCUCCUAAAGUUGCGAUGGUAAAAGACUGGUAGGGAUGUGGUUGGUAAUAAACCAAAUGUUCUGAGGAUUUAAUGGUUUAAACCAGUAUCCAGAGGGCAGUGGUAACGGUAACACUGUGACGUUGCAAUUUUGCUGAAGACCGAGCAGUUUUUUUUGGAGGCCUGGGGGUAAAGACAGUCAAGCUAACGAUAAAUAUUCGUUAUGUCUUGGGAAGAAUUGCCUCGCUUUCUGGCCUCGCCUCUGCCCGGUUUCUUUGCUGUCUGAUCCGCGUUGGGCACCAAAGGAAGCAGGUUAUCUUUAAACUCUAUUGUCAAUGCUGCGCAGGAGAAAAAUAUAAAUUACUCAACACCAACGGGUUUACUGUAGCUUGCUAGCUUGUGGGCCAUGGCGGACAGCUUUGGAGAUGAGUCCAGCAGCAGUGCCCUAGGCUUAGACGUUACUACGGGACAGGGGAGCGGAGCCUCACAGCUUCCGAUUUUGUCUAACUCUCUGCCGGUGGGAAUGUCGGCAACUGGCGGUGUGCACUCCAGCUCCAACCCGGCCUCUCCGCCUCUUGCCGCCACCGCGCAGAGUGGCCUAACAGCUGUGGUGGCCCCUAUGUCCGCUGUCACUGCUACCCCGGUCAGUUUUGGGAACACAUUGACUCCCGGCUCUUCACCACCCGUCGUGGCCGUGUCUCCCACAUUGCAUGCCUCCUCGCCUCUCCCCGGUGUUGGGCUAGGGGCGGCAGGAGCGGGCCUCCUCUCUCAAAUCAAUGCCACUUCCUGGGACCCAACUCUCAGCACGGACUGGGACAACGAAAAAGCUUCCCAGCAGUGCAUCCUGAGGAUAAAGAGGGAUAUUAUGUCCAUCUACAAGGAACCUCCACCAGGGAUGUUCGUGGUCCCUGAUCCUCAGGACAUGACCAAGAUCCAUGCCCUGAUCACAGGGCCAUUUGACACGCCAUAUGAGGGUGGCUUCUUCCUCUUCCUGUUCCGCUGUCCCCCUGACUACCCAAUUCAUCCACCACGGGUCAAGCUCAUCACCACUGGGCACAACACUGUCCGCUUUAAUCCCAACUUCUACCGCAAUGGCAAAGUAUGCCUCAGCAUCCUGGGGACAUGGACAGGGCCGGCAUGGAGUCCAGCUCAGAGUAUCUCGUCUGUGCUCAUCUCAAUCCAGUCUCUGAUGACGGAGAACCCCUAUCACAAUGAACCUGGCUUUGAACAGGAGCGUCACCCAGGGGACAGUAAAAAUUACAACGAGUGCAUCCGCCAUGAAACCAUGAGAGUGGCUGUGUGUGACAUGCUGGAGGGAAAAGUUCUUUGUCCUGAAGCUUUGUUGAGUGUGAUGGAGAAGUCCUUCCUUGAAUACUAUGAUUUCUACGAGGGUGUUUGCAAAGAGAGAUUGCAUCUGCAGGGGCAGAACAUGCAGGACCCAUUUGGGGAGAAGCGUGGCCGUUUUGACUACCAGGGCUUGUUGGCUCGUCUCGGCGCAACCCACAGAAGACUGCGAGAGAAAAACCUGGCAGAGGACAACCACAAUGACAACGACUCGGACUCAGACACCAGCUCCUCAGGGACAGACCCCGACAGUCAGGGCAGCUCACAGCCCUGACUUCUUGGACAGUGCUAGACUUAUAGCCCAAAACUAAAGACAAGAGAACUGUUUUGUGUUUCUUUGUUUGUUUUGCUGCAUCGGAGCAACAUCACAGAAGACGACGUGAGUCUUUCUUGGGAAUACGAUUGGAAUCGAGUAUCUAUUGUAUAAAUAAUACAGAAAACUAAAGAAGAGGUGGUUCCUUUCUGCUGAAAAAAAAAAAAAAAAAAAUGACGCCCAUCUGCAAGCCAAGUGCUGGAAAACUUGACCUGCAGCUUUGGAUUUGUGCUACUUGUAGCUAGCCGGUUACCAUUUUGAUCUGCAACUCUUAAAGCUCAAUUUGACUUUGACAUUCUGGAUACUUGUGAAAAGAAAAGGUUAUAGUAAUGGCUUGAACUUUCUAUGAUGUUCUACUUUGAUCCACAAGCACAAACAUGUUUUCUAUCUUUUCCACGCCAAUGAAAUACUGUCUGUUAGGGACCUGUGAAGAGGAGGCCUGAAGCUUGGAGCUGGUUUAAGCAAAAUCAAGGGACCUUAUCCUGGGAAUGUCAGGAUGAUUGGCCUGAUUUGGUUGAAGCAUGGUAAGAUCAAAAAAGGUGCUCCCCGUCUUUGAUUUCAAGAGGGAAGGCAAAGUUAUCCUGUGUAACGCGGAAGAUGGAGAAAGUGACUGCAGUGGAUUUGUGAGUCAGUGCCUUGUCUCCUCUAAGUGUAAAGCCAUGCCAGACCUCUUCCAGAUUUGCCAUCAAUUGUUUCUUCAGCCAGGCCACAACAAUUACAAAAAAAAAAAAAAAAAAAAUAUUCAGCAGCUCUGGAUUUCUACAAUAUUUCUUGUGUAUUAGCCUCUACAAAAAGUUCUGUUUAGCUUUCAGCUCUAAUUGUCCUGUUGAAAUGGUGCUUAGAUAAGGAGACAUUUCAAUUUCAUUAACAUCUUCCUUUAUGCCAUUUUAUGUUGUUUUCUUUGCUGUAAUCAGACAUCAAACUAACAAUAACUUAAAAUAUGUAUGAUGUAUUAUUUGUAAUCUUAGCUGGGGUUUGGGGUUUUUUGUUUUUAACCAAUUUUUCAAACCAAAUUGUCUCACGCUUUCACUAGAUUCACUUUAUAUCAGGGAAAUUAAUGGAAGGAAUACAAAACUCUGUUCUUGUAUGGACAGUGAAUUAACCCAACCAGUUUGUUCUUCUCAGGCUUUUUUGAUGCUUUGGUAGUUGUUUCUCCAUUAUCCAACCCUUAAAGGUGGCCCUCGCAAUGAACUAAUAUUCAUUUGUUAUUUCAGGUUUCUGCUUUUCACCAAUAAAUGACAGUCACGGCACCAUUGGAGUUACACAAUCACAAGGUACUAAAGUGACAGGUGUUGCUGCUUAUGCUCUGAACUCAAUGAGAGGUUUUUCUCUUGGGGAAACAAAGGGGCACAGAGAGAGGGGGAAAAUCCUUAAUUGACACGCUGAGAUUUUUUCCUUCUGUCUUUAUGCAAUACUCAUAUUUGCACUGAAAGAAAUGUUGCAUGACCGCAUGCUUUAUCCAGCUCAUCUAGCUUGACUGCAAGAAAUGUGUAUGGUGGGGAGGAAGCCUUCAUUUCAGGACAUCAUUAGGUCAAUGUAAGGAUGCUUCAGAUGAGCACCUUCAUCCUGGUAAACAGUUUAUUGGUGUUUUUCUGUAGGCCAUGUUUGUAUCAGGACUUACACCCACAUUACAACUUAGCAAGAAAACAAACUAUUGUGACAUUGACGAUACCGAGGUGUUUUUCACUUCAAUGACUGCAGCUUGUAAUAGCUUCAGUUUAACUCUUUAAGAUCUGCUCUGAAGAAGAGGAAUGAUAGUGAUAUCCACUGUCAUUAUGCCUGCUGCAUAUAAAUUGAUGGCACUGGAAAAAAAAAAAAAAAAAAAAAAAAAAAGGGAUUUUUGAAAGUUAUUUGAGUUGGAUGAGAAGGUGCAUUGUGCUCACAAGCUCUUAAGCUGUCCCAUGAGUAAACUUUUGAGAUUGUUUUCCUGGCUGUGGUAAAUGUGUACUUUUACAUCAGAACAUGGCAACAAGAUGAUUGCUACAAAGAUGCUGUGUUUCAUUUCAUUGCUCAAAUUCUUACCAAAACCUUUCCUUUGAUAGUCAUUUCCAUUGUUCAAUAAAGCAAUAUUUGCUUUAAUCAAGUUUUUUUUUUUUUCUUUCUCCCGAUGAUACUGACCAUUUUGUGUGACUGUGGAGGCAGCAACUAACAGUUAAAAUGUAAUGUUAUAGUUAAAAUCCAAUGUUGGGGUCAAAUUCACAUGUAAUACAUGAACGUGCACUAUUAAUCAGCUAAUUGUGUCAAACACAACACAUCCACAAGAAUUAAAAAUCACUUACACUUAAGCCGCCUGCAGCUUAGCUUAAUAGAAAAGUUGCAAGUCACGCUGUCUUCUAGUGGAGAAGUAAUGACUAAAAGGUUAUCAGCACUUCUGGAAUGAAAACACUGUAUGUUUUUAAUUUAAUUGCUAUAUAAACCUACAUGAAAUGUAGGUGGAACUAUUUGUCACAGCUGCAGCCUUCAGGUUUUAAUGAACACAACUUGGAGCUGUGGCAAAGUGCUGGAUUUUGUAGAAGCAUGAAGUUAAGGGUGUCCUGACACAGGCAGCUGUAGCUGUCUCUGAGGCAUCACCUCUGCUAAUGCUAGUCACUGGACUUUUCCCUUGUUUGUCUUCUAGGGCUUGAAAUUUAUCUGACAAAUAAUAUCACCUGCUUUGUGGGACAGGCCAUCCGAGAAGUGGGUGUUUGAAAUUCUAGUAUUUUCUUUAAAAUCUUAUUUGGUACUAAUAAGCAUUGCACUUGCACAGGUUAUGGAUGCAGCUUGCUAACCAUCUUGCAUGCUUUAAUAAUCUUAUGUCCAAAACCAGUGGGUACCAUCAGGGCGGCUGUGUCCACCUUUUAAAAGGUGGACACAGUUGCAAUCCCAACUAUAUCUUACUGUCUGAGCAACCAAAAUGUUGUAAUUGGAAUCCCCAAACAAGACUGCAUUUGUGCAUUUUCAUCAUAUGGAAGGGUUAGGUAGGAUAUUUAGCUUGUAAUCAUAAGGAAGAAAAAAUAAGCCCAUUCUUGUGUGUUUUGAGUUCACCCAUUACAAGAAUAUCUAACUUUAAUAAAAUUAAUUCAUGAUUUAUCUGGGCAUUAAUAGCUCUGAGUAUACUGGAUACGAUAUGAUAUUGGGACAGAGCUAUGCUACAUGUUUCCUGUCUUUGUGCUAAGCUAACAGACAUUCAUGAUUGAGUCUCACCAUCAAGGAGAAAAAAAAUCAUACGGUCAUUCUCUCAUAUUCAUCUCUCUAGACUAAAACAUUAUAGUGUUUUGACUAUCUUCUGCCUUCCAUUGUCCUACAGAGUCUGUGUUUAAUUGCAGUGUUGAUGGAGUCAGUUUCUGCCCUCAGCUUUGUGUCAGACUCUUGUUCGAUUGCCAUAAUGGCAUUUCUAACAUAGGGCAUUCCUUUUUGUUAUCGAAUGGUUAUGAGAAGCUGCUUGUAGCAAAGUUUUGUGAUUGCCAAAAUGUUCAACUCAACACGUCCUGAAAGGAGCAACAGGGAUUAUAUCCUUGUUUGCUUGUGUUGUGCUUAAAGCGUUCAAAAAUACCUGGAUUCACAACAGGUCUUGAGCAUGGUGAUAUUGUGCAGAAGUGUUGGAAAAGCAUAGAAUAAAGUGUUGUUCAGUC